Molecule: messenger RNA, 831 nt
Organism: Penicillium canescens
Lineage: Eukaryota; Fungi; Ascomycota; Eurotiomycetes; Eurotiales; Aspergillaceae
Product: phytanoyl-CoA dioxygenase family protein
Exons: 3
Coding region: 1-831 (276 amino acids)
Source: RefSeq, a predicted model, not a curated record
AUGACGCCUCUCACUCCAGAACAAGUAGCUUCCUACCACGAAAAUGGCUACCUCCUCCUCCGCGCAAGCGAACACCAACUCGUCGAUCCUACAGCUCUACUCCAGUGGACAAAAGAAGUUCAAGCCUGGCCCCGCGUGAAGGGCAAGUGGAUGCCCUACGAUGAGAUCAACAUCAACGGCGAGCGCCAGCUGAUGCGCACGGAAAAGUUCAUCGACUACCACCCCGAGUUCAAAUCGCUAGUCUGUGGCAAGAAACUAGCCGAGAUUUUGAAGGCCGUCUCGGGCGAUGACAUGGUUCUAUUCAAGGACAAAAUCAACUACAAGCAGCCCCAAGGCAACGGCUUCCAGGCUCACCUAGAUGCACCAGCCUACGACCACAUUGGCCGCAUCGAGCAUGUCACAGCUAACAUAGCUAUUGAUGCCGCAACACCGGAGAAUGGUUGCUUGGAGGUCGUCCGCGGGUCCCACAAGAUGGAGAUCGAGUUCGCUGACGGUGGUCGGAUCACGCCUGCAUGGGAGGAUGCGCACGAAUGGACUUCCGUCCCUCUGGAUAUGGGCGACAUGUUGAUCUUUGGGUCUCAUUUGGCUCAUCGCUCAGCUGAGAACAAGACUGACAAGAGUCGAUCGAGUCUUUAUGCUACCUUCCACUCCAGGAGUGACGGUGAAGACCUGAGGGAGAGGUACUAUAAGCAUCGGAUGGAAAUGUUUCCCCCUGAGCAUGAACGUGUGGAGGGUAAAGACUACUCACAAGGUUACAAGACUUACGGCUUCGCAGCACCAUUUACCAAGAUGCAGGAUAAUGCAGUUACAACUCCCAUUGUUGCUAGUUAG